CAGCCCGUGCACGGUCACUGUAUCCGCGAGGUUGCUCCAUUCGCGUUGCGAGGCAUGCUUACCUGCUUGACUGCGCUUGCCUAUACCUUGGGCCCACUUACAGUUGCUCUGAUCGUCAACACAACUGGUUUGUACACCAACCGAUGGUCAUACCACGCAGUCUUUUGCGCACAGUUCAGCUUCGCUGCUGUCGCUGCAAUCCUCGUGCCUUUAAUGCCUGAAUCACCAACUUGGCUGGUGUCCAAGGAUCGUCAGGAAGCAGCGCUGAAGGCACUUGCCGGACUUGGCUACAAGGGUCAGGCCGGCGAGAGGAGACUUGCGAACACCAACAACACCCUCGAGCGGGUUAGAAAGGAGACUGAAGAUGUCACUUAUCUGGAGAGCUUCCGCAAGUCGAACUUGCGACGAACCAUCAUCUCCAUCAUGCCACUCUCUAUACAAGCGCUUAGCGGUGUUGCCUUUACUUCACCUACUAUAUGCGGCUCGUUGGCUUCUCUACUGAGAUGUCUUUCAAGCUUCAGAUCGUCCAGCAGGUCCUGUCCCUCAUCGGCAACGUCAUGUCCUGGUACCUCGUUGACCGUGUCGGACGUCGCAACCCUACAAUCUGGGGACUCGUUGUACUCACCGUCACCUUGUUCGUUAUGGCUGUCUGUGCUGUUGCCGGAACAGUCUCUGCGCUGCGAGGAAGUUCAAAACAUACCAGACCGAUACACAGGCCAUGGGCGAAGCUGUCAAGGAGAAGGAGGGCAUGUAAAGCGCUAGGUUCAAUUCUUAUGCUCUGAAAUGCUGUCCUCGCCUCCAUAGUUUGCCGAUGAACGCCGUCGACAGACUACCUGCCUCUGUGCUGAGAACUUUACAGAAGUUUAAAACCGAACCGUCGACCUUUGUAACGUACGCCCUACUGUCAAACUGCC
Messenger RNA from Macroventuria anomochaeta, 914 nucleotides. RefSeq lists its product as uncharacterized. Gene Ontology annotation, molecular function: carbohydrate:proton symporter activity. The transcript has 3 exons. Lineage: Eukaryota; Fungi; Ascomycota; Dothideomycetes; Pleosporales; Didymellaceae. Gene Ontology annotation, biological process: carbohydrate transport; transmembrane transport. The record is from RefSeq and is a predicted model, not a curated record. Gene Ontology annotation, cellular component: membrane. Bases 55 to 762 code for a protein of 235 amino acids.